This is a messenger RNA of Impatiens glandulifera, 698 nucleotides long. RefSeq names its product acetyltransferase At1g77540. The record is from RefSeq and is a predicted model, not a curated record. The coding region runs from base 61 to 414 and encodes 117 amino acids. The transcript is spliced from 2 exons. NCBI's taxonomy places the organism in Eukaryota, Viridiplantae, Streptophyta, Magnoliopsida, Ericales, Balsaminaceae.
UAUUGACGCCAUCCCAUUAUUGAUCAACCGUGAUUCAGCGCGAGAGAGAUAGAGAUAGAGAUGGCGACGAGCAGGGCUGCGGCGGCGAGAUUGGAGGGGGAGACGGCGGCGGCGGCGAGGAUUGUUUGGAGUGAGGAGAGAGAGAGAUUCGAAACGGAUGAUAAAGUGGCAUACCUAGAUUACGAGGUGAAGGAUGGAGGAAAAGUAAUGGAUAUCCUUCACACCUAUGUCCCUCCCAGCAAAAGGGGUCUAGGUCUCGCUAAUCAUCUCUGUCGAGCUGCUUUCUCUCACGCCCAGUCCCGAUCCAUGACCAUCAUCCCCACCUGUUCUUACGUCUCCGAGACAUUCCUUCCUCGAAACCCAACAUGGAAAACAUUGGUGGUGCAGUCUGAGGAUCUCAAAUCUAGCAUGUAACAGCAAACUAUGAAUGAAUCUGCAGUUUCAACUCUCCAUGGAAUGGAAUAGAAUGGAAGUGAUUCCAAGUCCUGAGACCAUAAGAUGUUAGUUUUUCUAUAUAUUAAUUACAUACCUACAUGGUUUGAUGAUAAUGAUGAUGAUCCUAAACCUUGUUUUACUUUGUUGUGCACCUAGCUACUUGAGACUGGUAAAUAAAUAUCAUUUAUCACUAAUAAUAAUAAUAAUAAUAAUAAUAAUAAUAAUAAAGAACCAGUUCUCUUCUGUAAAUUUGGUUUUCUGAA